Messenger RNA from Planococcus citri (citrus mealybug), 2672 nucleotides. Its product is annotated as Golgi integral membrane protein 4-like. The transcript is spliced from 11 exons. Bases 328 to 1566 code for a protein of 412 amino acids. Lineage: Eukaryota; Metazoa; Arthropoda; Insecta; Hemiptera; Pseudococcidae. The record is from RefSeq and is a predicted model, not a curated record.
CAGUCAAAAAAAUUGAUAACUUCGUCUUGGUUCAGGUUCGUCUUGUUCUGCUGUUUAUGAAAUUUAAAAUGGAUAUUGCGAAUGAACUUGAUCGUUAAUUUCGUUUUCGAUAUAAUAAUGUGAUUGCCGAAUGUUCUGUGUGUCUGCGGUAGCAGAUUUAUUAUAAUUUAUUACAGUAUUUUCGCUAUUCGUGCAUUUGUUUCAUGCUCACGCCGCCGUUCUUCGUGUAAACGUUUAUCAACAAAAUCUCUGCAUUUGGAAAAUAUUCGUUCCUUCGGAACUAGAUACUCAUUUUUUUAUUAAUCGUUUACUCUAAAUCAUUCCAAGAUGGUACUCAGGUCACCGUUGAGAAUGAAUAAAAACAUCGUGUUUCCAUUCAUCAGCUGUAUAAUGAUCAUGUUAACGUUACUGGUGUUAAUUCAUAAAUCAGCCGAUGAACUAACCGCUGCCAAAAAAGAAAUUAGUCAAUGUAAACAGCAAUACGACUCGUUAUACACUCAGCUCCAAAAUGCCAUUGAAUAUAAAUUACGUUUAGAAAAAACACUACAGAAUGAGAAGGCUGACAAUAAACAGAAAAUCGAAGAUGUACAAGUUAUACUCAGUCAAGAAAAGGAAGAGAGGAGGAAAGAGAAAGAAGAAGCUGAGAAUCGUUACGAUGCGUUGAAUCAGAAAUACAGAUUCAAAGAGAGCGAAAAUAAAGACUUCAACGAUAACGUUCAAAGUCUACAGAAACAGAUUCUGGAAAAAGACGAACAGAUCAGCACCUUGACCAAACAACUUUCAUCUCUUCGUGCUGAAAAGGAGCAGUUAGUUUCUCAAAAAGACGAGCAAAUCCACGAUUUAGAAAUGAAGCUGAAAAAAUACGAUAAAGAUGCCGUAGUAGCUCCACCGAAGAAAAUGACUCCAGAAACAAUCGAUAGCGUUCCAGGCAUUCAACAACCUGAUGGAGUCCAGCCACAGAAUCCGAACGCCACUACUCCUAAAAUAGAUCCGUUAGCAUUACAAGGAGCAGCAGAAGACGAACAGAAUCAAAAAGUCGCUCCUCCCCCUCCACCACCGCCACAACAAGAAGAACAAGAAAACUCUCUUCAAAAACAAAUGCGUAAAGAUCUGAAUGCUGCUCUAAGCAAUGAACGUAAACCAGAAGAAAGCGUCAUAAACGCUCCCGAUAAGAAAGACGACGACGCAAAACUUUCCGCCAAUGCUGAAAAUAGUAAAAAUGCAGCCAACAUGGUUCUUCCUAUGCCCAACAUGGACCAAAUUAACAAAAAACCUCAACCCAGCGUCGCCAGUAACAAUGUCGGCGAAUUGCCUCAAAUCGAAGAACGCCAAAAAAACAUCCCUCCACCUAAUCAAAAUGCCGUUGAAAAAAUACUUCCAAAGCAAAUGAAAGAUUACAACGCUGAUUACAACAAAGAUACUUUCGGCGAGGAAGACGGAGAAGAAGGAGAAUACAUGGAUAAUGAUGUAGGAAAAGGACAAGUAAUUCCGAGGAAAGAUUUUAAACAUUUUGAAGAAAAUAUGAACGAAGGAGGCGGCGAAUCGGUAGUAAUCCAUCCAAAAUAAACAGUGAAAAUUACUCCUCAUCUUUUGAGCAAAUCAUCACAAUUUUCGUGGUACUUGUACUCGUGCCAUCUACAAUCUUCGACUGCAUUUUAUUAAUUUAUUUUUCCCGCCCUUUUUAUAUGUACUUACGAUUUAUACUGAUUAUUUUUUUACGAAUGUGUAAAGUAGAUAUAACACUACAUCGACAUUUUAAUGUGUGUAUAGGUAAGCCAGUCGACUACACUUUUUUUUACAGGGCAUUAGACAAAGGACUUUUUCUUAGAUAGAAGUUGAAUUUGCGUACUCGUAUUUUAUUAUAAAGACAGUAUUACAAAUUAUGAUAAUCAUCUCGAUAUGUGUGCUUGACGUACUUAAGUAAUUUGUAUAUCUUCUUUACGUAAAUUAUCAUAGACAUUUUUCCUGGGAUUGUGAAAUAUGUACCCGUAUAUCUAGUGUUACCACUUCCUAAUCGAUCGAUACUCAAAUAGUAUUAUAAUAGGUAUUUAUUUUACAUAUGAAAGACUUACGUAUUACAAAUACCUGGUAGUUCUUCUCAAAGAUCUUAUUGAAUUAAGUUUUAUUUAUUUAUUUUUCGAUACGAAUUUACAAACGGAUAAUAAUUUCUUAUUUUUCUAAAAAAUAAGACAUAUCGAUAAGCUUUUUUAAUCGUGAAUUUUUUUAAAUAAGUUUACGUAUUUUAAACCCAUUUUAGCAAAAAAAUUUACUACCGAAGCGAAGUAAUUAGGUAUUAGAAUAAUAAAUCACGCAGAUACGAAAUUACUUCGUAGCAGUGAAGCUUCGAAAAACGAAAUUAGCUUUGAUUUUUACGAACUAAGGCGAAACUUUCAACAAUUUGGCAAUGAUACAAAGUAUUCAGAGCCUCAGAGGUCAUAUAAAAACUAGCUCGAUAGUACUUUUUUAAUUUUAUUUUUCAAAUAGGUAUAUUUUACCGCUCUCUAAAAUAUAAAAAAAAUCAGCAAAUGUAUUUUUUUUAUCGCCUGUGUGUAUUUCUUUUUAUGUUAGUUCGCGACUUUGUACGAAUGUAUGUGUUAAAUGUAGCGUGUUUUUGAUUCUUUUUUUUCUAAAACAUGUAAUUUUAAUGAAAUAUAAAUUUUUUUCUGUCUCGA